Guillardia theta CCMP2712 is the source of this 192-nucleotide messenger RNA. RefSeq lists its product as hypothetical. The transcript is spliced from 2 exons. Lineage: Eukaryota; Cryptophyceae; Pyrenomonadales; Geminigeraceae. Gene Ontology annotation, molecular function: misfolded protein binding; protein-folding chaperone binding. The record is from RefSeq and is a predicted model, not a curated record. The annotation marks the transcript as partial. Gene Ontology annotation, cellular component: endoplasmic reticulum.
GACUAUUACGCCAUGCUCGGAGUCAAACAAGAUGCGAAUCAGGAAAGCAUUAAAAAGGCUUACAAGAAGCUCGUGUUAAGGUAUCAUCCUGACAAGAACACCAAGAACCAGAACGCGAAAGAAAUGUUCAUCAGGGUGCAGGAAGCGUACUCGGUCCUCUCGGACCCGAAGCUGAAGAUCGAGUACGACGAG